AUGAUUCUCUAUCUAUUUCUCACUCUCUCUCUCUCUUUUUUUUCAUAUAGGGUUUUAUGUAUUUGUGGAAAUGAUACACAUUUAGCAACAGGAAGUCUUGAUAAAACUGUUAUUAUAUGGUUAUUAAACGAUGGAAAAUUAUUUCAAAAGUUAGUUGGCCAUGCAAAAGGUGUUUGGUCAUUAAAAUUUCUUUCUACAACACUUCUUAUUAGUGGAGCCUAUGAUGCAACAAUCAAAAUUUGGAAUAUUCAUACGGGUAUUUGUCUACGAACUAUAUUAUCACAUAAUGGUCCUGUAUGGUCAUUAGCAUGUUCAAAUGUUUAUUGUUUAUCUGGUUCUCAAGAUCGAACUGCACGUUUAUGGCGCUUACCUAAAUGUGAACUUCAUGCAACUUUAAGCGGUCAUACAUCAAGUGUAUUCGGUGUUGAUCUCAAUCAAGAAUUAAAUCUAUGUGCAACAGCUUCAGCUGAUAAAACAGUUCGUUUAUGGUCAUUAACGACAGCUCAAUGUGUUAAAAUUUUAUAUGGAACAACAGAUGAUUAUAUAAUGAGUGUAUCACUGCAACAUGGUUAUAUAGCUUAUGCAUUUGGCGUCUAUAUAAUGAUCUACCGAAUUAAUAUGGAAGAAUCACGACCAUGUACUGUUCAAAAAAUAAUGGAAACUCAUGAGCAUCGAGGACGAAUUGAAAGUGUUCAAUUAAUCUUAUUAAGUGAUGAAGAUAAACAACCAUCACUUGUUUCAGCUGGUCAAGAUGGUGCAGUCAAAUUUUGGAAUUUAAAUAAUCUUGCAAGUCAACAUACAUACAGUACAAAGAAUGCUGAUAUUGUGAAAAUAAAUUGUAUAUAUGUUGAUCGUACUCAUAUUGUAACUGUUGGUGAUGAUUCUUUAGUUAGAAUUUUAAAUUUUGCACCAAAAACAUGUCAAAAUUAA
This is a messenger RNA of Rotaria socialis, 930 nucleotides long. Lineage: Eukaryota; Metazoa; Rotifera; Eurotatoria; Philodinida; Philodinidae. The record is from the annotation of a GenBank genome assembly.